AUGGUAUCAACAAUGCAGGCCCCAGUCCAUUCAAAGGUCAACAUUCAGCGACAGUAUAAGGAUGGGCAAGGUUGCGGCGAGAACAACCGCCUCAUUGGUACUGGCGAGGUCCGCGAGCUGAGAACGGCUCAACGCCCGUGUAUCUCAAAAGCUAUAAAGCAAACUUCGCGCGCCACUCGAGACAUAACUCUUUCCUCCUCCUUUCAUCUUCUUUCUUCGAGCAAUUCACUACCUUUUCGACUUGGCUGGGCGCCGAUAAAACCCCAAGCGCGCCUACGAAACCUCGAGCGCGCCUACAAAUCCGACUUCACCAAUACCUGCAAGAUUCCGAAUCUUGCUGCGCGCCUACAAAACCCCGAGCGCGCCUACGAAUUUGCCUUCACCAACACCCGCAAGAUCCCGACCCCGACGGCGCGCCGCCGAAACCAAGACUGCGCCGUUGAAUCCUACGACACCAAAUAUCUUUUGAAUGCCGAAUUCAACAGCGCGCCGCUGAAAUCAAGACUGCGCCUCGACAAGCAGGCUCCCAAGCUAAAAGUCCGAGAGAACGACCGCUGGAGAUGUCAGAGACCAAAAGGCAAGCGACGAGUCCAGUGGGCAGCCAGACUCAACCACGACCAGGCACGACGCGACGCGUGGGUAACUUAUAUCUACCGCGAGCAACCAGAGCCUGAAGCGUUCAUCAAGGAAGUCAGGUCUGCCAACAUACGACGAGGGAUACAUCCACCUCUGAAGACGAAUACUGGUGUCAAAUCGAAAGGUGCGAAAGAGGUAAUCUUUCACCUUGGGGAACAGACUACCGACAUCGAAUCCGACAACGAAGACGCGGCAGGUAUUUUCGACUCCCUGAACAAUCAUUUCGACUCCGGUAUUUCCCCUUCCGAAAGUGCCAACAGUAGUAUGGCUGGAUCAGACGAGGAACUUACGGCAGAUAUGCCAAAUCCAUCUAUCUCUGUCUUCGAACUACCCUCUCUCCGUCGCAAUUCUCAAGAGCCCCCAGACGAUGAAGUUGAGGAAAUAGCUGAAGAUCCCAACUCUCCCGAUGACGACGACAACUUUGGCGAAGGAGGAUCCAGCCGCAAUCCUCUCGGGCUUAAAAUGACUCCACGGGGCUUAUUCUCGAAUAUCGACAGUCCGACUCUAUCACUUGGAGGACGAUCGCACCGAGCGGCAGAGAAACAGAUGCAACAUCUGUAUGACAGAAGUGAUGCCGAAGAUGACGACCCCGAGAUCACCAAUGGUGAUACUGUCGGCUUUAGACGCUAUGCGAAUAAGCCCAAGGAUGGACCCAAACUCUGGAAGUGGGCGGAUGCUCAUGAAGAGCUAACCCGUCAGUACAAAGAGAGCGGAAUGGAGUUCACAUCCGACGACGUACCAGUCGGAAGCGGCCGUCUUGUGGAACAAUAUCGAGCAGUUCGCGGGGUGCUCUAUGACCACUACUUCCCGCUUUCAAAGAACGGUCAGGGUGAGCGCAUAGAAAGGAAUACCGCCAAGGGCCGGCCGGAGGUUAGAUUCGUCCGACAAGCCAAGGAAGCUAUGAAGAGCGCGGCGAUUGCCAAAUGCGAUGGUGGAUACAUCGAACAACGCGGCAAGCGGUGCCAUUACACCAGGGCUCGACGUGACGGCGAGUACAUUGAGCAACGGGGCAAGCGGUGUCACUACACCACCUUUAUUCCGGCAAGACAUAUCCUGAUUGCAGUCCGAUUUGUAGACGCAUACGGAGGUCUUAAUGCAACCAUUGCCGGCAUGUUAUCGGACCUCGACAUGCCACAUUUGGCAUCAAUUGGGCUUUCGGAAGGUGUCUCCACUGGUCAUACCUCUACUACUGGGGCUACUUCUCUGGCCACGCAGGUAGCGGAUGAAGUCAAGAAGAAUACCAACGACAUACUGAAGGUCGAAGAAAAGACCAAGAGUAACACCGCCAAUCUUAACUCCCUCAAGGACGAAACCACCGCCAAGUCUGCUGAAUUCCACAAGACUUUCGCCAAGGUUGCCAGCAGGUUUAAGGAUAUCGCGAAAGAUGUUGCUGAUGCAGGAAAGACUCUAACAGGAAUCGAAACACGCAUCGCCAAGCUGGAUACACGCCUCACCAAGGUCCCCAGACGGUGCCAAAUACAACCAUGA
This is a messenger RNA of Ilyonectria robusta, 2124 nucleotides long. RefSeq lists its product as uncharacterized. The record is from RefSeq and is a predicted model, not a curated record. Lineage: Eukaryota; Fungi; Ascomycota; Sordariomycetes; Hypocreales; Nectriaceae. Bases 1 to 2124 code for a protein of 707 amino acids. The transcript is spliced from 6 exons.